AUGACGAAGAUAAAAAUAAAGAAAAAAUUCAAGCACAGCGGGACGCUUGAAGAAGAUUUAAAAAACAGCGUAGUCACAAAGAAUAAAAUACUUAAAAAAAAAAAAAAAGGAAAUAAGGCAAAUGAAAAAAAAACUAAAAGAAAAAGAAAAGACGAUGUUCAAAAAAUUCUGAGUUUAGCGAAUAGGCAAAAUGAGGAGGAUUUGGACUACUCAGACUAUGGUAAUAGUAUAAGUGGGGAUGAUCUCGAAGGUGGCAAAUCACAAGAGGUGGAUAAGUUCCUCCAAUUUGAUGACGACAUCGGUGGGGAGGGAAUCGACGAUGAUUUAUCAGAUCAGGAAAAUUUGAUGGCGGACAAAAUGCUGUUUUCCGAUGAUCACAUUAACCAUUACGACAUAAAUCAGAUGGAUCAAUCGAAUAACAUUCUGGAUGAUCUGGAUGUGAAAAUAAAUCCCCAUGGGAUUGAAAAGGGAACCAAAUUGGACAAGGGCCAGGAAGUCAAAGCUGAGCUAUCCGAACAGGAAAAGCUCGAUGCGUUGGUCCAAAAGUGCUACGAAACAGUCGGAGAAGAACUGGCCCACUACAAGAAGGGCAAGUUACAUAGGGCGCUAACAGUGCUGGUCAAAUCGCCUAGAUGGUUCGAUCUGCUUCUGCUGACGAAGCCUAAAAGGUGGACCACCCAAGCGACCUUUGAAGUUACUAGACUUUUCUCAUCAGGAUUGAAAGAAAAGGAAGUGUGCAUUUACUACGAGUUUAUUCUGUUGCCCAUAAUUCUGGACAACAUCGAGAAGAAUAAGAAGCUAGAAACGUUUUUGUACAAAACGUUGAUUAAGGCUUUGUAUAAAUCGAAGGCCUGGAUGAGGGGGAUGUUGUAUCCCUUAAUGCGUCGGGAGUGCACCAAGAAGGAACUAGCCAUUUUCGGAAGUGUCAUCCAGAAAAUGAGUAUCGCCAUAACUUCAGUAACACAAUGCUUGCAGGAAAUUUUCACCUUUCCAUGGAACUCAAGCAUUUCCCACUUUUUAUGUCUUUUUUUUAAUAAAAAGUAUGGAUUCUCCAAAGAGUUUAUCGAAAAGUGUGUGGACUACUUCGUCUCCUUUUUAAACUAUCCCGACGUGUUAACAGUAAAUUGGUAUACCUCGCUGCUCCUGCUCGUGCAGAAUUAUAGAGCUUUGAUGGGAGAUCAUGAAAUUGAGAAACUGCGCAUUCUGGUGAUGAAAAAAAAUCAUCCAAAAUUUUCUAGUGAAAUUAUGAAGACAAUGUACUCAGCCACCACAUUGAUGAGCAAAAUAAAAGAUUUAGCUACACACCCAAGUGGAGACAUGGUGUAA
Messenger RNA from Plasmodium knowlesi strain H, 1326 nucleotides. Its product is annotated as essential nuclear protein 1, putative. NCBI's taxonomy places the organism in Eukaryota, Apicomplexa, Aconoidasida, Haemosporida, Plasmodiidae. The transcript has 5 exons. The record is from RefSeq and is a predicted model, not a curated record. Gene Ontology annotation, molecular function: snoRNA binding. Bases 1 to 1326 code for a protein of 441 amino acids. Gene Ontology annotation, biological process: rRNA processing. Gene Ontology annotation, cellular component: preribosome, small subunit precursor; nucleolus; cytoplasm.